CUUUUAAGUUUUAACAUCUUGAUCUUCAACAUUUUUUUCAAAGUCUCCCCUAGUAAAACAUCUUCAACUCUCUUUAAUCCACCGUAGCACCACCCAAUUUACCCGGAAACCACCGCCACUCACCAUUUCAACCAUCAUAUGUAUCAAAGUUUGAAUCUUUUUCCAGUUUCACCAAAAGGGUCCUUAUAUUUAUCACUCUUAAACCAACCCCAUAUCAUUAAAGUCUAAAACCACCGUAUCACCGCCGUAAAAUACCGUCGUAAACAACCAUCAUAUUUUGUUUUAUAGAAAAGUUCAAAUCUUUUUCAGUUUUUACAAAAUGGGUUGUUGUGCUAGUACAAAUAAACCAACCCCAUCUCAUGGAUUCCGUCAACAUUCAUCGAAAUCAAGCAGAGCUCCGCCGCCGGUGGAUGAGGAGCUGGUGAAGGAAGUGCUUUCUGAAACCACAAAUCCAAAGCAUUUUAACAAAAUCGAAGAGCAACCCAGAAAAACUACACCCAGAAAUAGUAUAUACAAGAUCCAAAAUCAAAGGAUUAACAAUCUUGAAGAAAACAAUAUUUCCGGCGAAGUUUCCGGAGAUGUGUCUGAGAUCUGUAGUAAUAUGAGUGAGACUGUUUCAACCACCACAUUUGAAGAAGACGUUGAGGUUCUUCGCCGGAGAGUAACUGACAGAUCUCCGGCGAAGUUACGGAACCGGCAGGCGCUUUCCGGCGAGCUACGAAUGACCAGAAAUUCUCCGGUGAAAGUCAAACAACAGUCUCCGGGUCGGGUCAGAUCCGGAACUUUACCCGGGUCUGAAGGUUACAAUCGUGGACCUGGUUUUGGGUCGGCAGGCAGGCAAAGGCCCAUGCCAGGGAGUGGGCCAGGUUCGCGGUCUAGAUCUCCCGCGAACCGUAUGGUGCCGAGACAGGGAGGAGGUGGUGGUGGUGGGGCUAGAAAUGGGUCGGGUAGAAGCCCAUCUGCGAAAAGGAGGGAAAACUCCCCGGGUCGAUUUGAGCCAGGUUUACCGGAUCAGGUACUGAAACCUGAACCACCAAGUUUGGGCUUGGAGGGUGAAGAUUUUGGAUGGGGUCCUGUAGAUAGAAAUGAGGAUGAAUUACUUGAUAAUCCACUUGUGUCCUUGGAAUGUUUUAUUUUCCUUUGAAAAGUGGGUAAUUUAAAUAAUUUAUCCUUUGAAGAAUCAUUUUAAGAUGUUUAGUAUAGUUAUAUAUAUCAGAUUAAAUGAUAUAGCAACGAAAAGUGAUAAUUUAUCAUGUCAUAAUUAAAAUGUGGAUUAUAGUGAUUUUCAAUAGGAUGGUUAGAAAAAUAUAUUUAAGCUAUUAUUGUAGCUGGAGUUGUAAUUUUAAGGCCUUGAUAACUUGAUUGGCUAUGUAGUAAUUUGAAAAGUAAACAUGGAUGCACUUUAUUGGUU
Erigeron canadensis is the source of this 1411-nucleotide messenger RNA. Its product is annotated as protein PRRC2A. Lineage: Eukaryota; Viridiplantae; Streptophyta; Magnoliopsida; Asterales; Asteraceae. The transcript has a single exon. The record is from RefSeq and is a predicted model, not a curated record. Bases 320 to 1144 code for a protein of 274 amino acids.